AUGUCGAACGCCCCGAACGGGAAUACACCAGGGUCGCGUCCUGAAGCCGACCUUGCCGAGGCUUUCAAGGAGCUUUCGCGAGGCGAACAAACCGCAGCUUCUAUGGAGCAACACCUCGAUUCGAUCGAGAAAAAGAUAGAGGAGCUUCUGGCCCAAGCAGAACAGGCAGAGAAGGACAUGGCUGCAUCGACAGCCAACAAGCCGCCGCAAGACAAGGGCAAGGAUUCGUCUUGA
Dothidotthia symphoricarpi CBS 119687 is the source of this 234-nucleotide messenger RNA. RefSeq lists its product as uncharacterized. Lineage: Eukaryota; Fungi; Ascomycota; Dothideomycetes; Pleosporales; Dothidotthiaceae. The transcript is spliced from 2 exons. The record is from RefSeq and is a predicted model, not a curated record. Bases 1 to 234 code for a protein of 77 amino acids. Gene Ontology annotation, molecular function: exodeoxyribonuclease VII activity. Gene Ontology annotation, biological process: DNA catabolic process. Gene Ontology annotation, cellular component: exodeoxyribonuclease VII complex.